Labeo rohita (rohu) is the source of this 1014-nucleotide messenger RNA. It is a transcript of the gene apoa1a, whose product is annotated as apolipoprotein A-Ia. The transcript is spliced from 4 exons. Lineage: Eukaryota; Metazoa; Chordata; Actinopteri; Cypriniformes; Cyprinidae. The coding region runs from base 92 to 880 and encodes 262 amino acids. Gene Ontology annotation, cellular component: extracellular region. Gene Ontology annotation, molecular function: lipid binding. Gene Ontology annotation, biological process: lipid transport; lipoprotein metabolic process. The record is from RefSeq and is a predicted model, not a curated record.
ACUCCACACGCACUGUUCCUGCCCUAUAUAAGACCAUUGCCUCUACUGUCCGUCCUCGCACAUUCAGAGCAGCACCACCCAGAGCUUAACCAUGAAAUUCGUGGCUCUUGCACUGACCAUCCUCUUGGCUGUGGGUUCCCAGGCCCGUUUCCUGCAGGCCGAUGCUCCUUCCCAGCUGGAGCACUACAAGGCAGCAGCCUUGGUGUACCUGAGCCAGGUCAAAGAGCAGGCUCAGAAGGCCUUCGACAACUUAGACGGAACCGACUAUGAGCAAUACAAGGUGCAACUUUCAGAGAGCCUGACUAAGCUCCAAGAUUAUGCCCAGUCCACCUCCCAGACUCUGACUCCCUACGCCGAGUCCAUCUCUAACCAGUUCCUGGAGAACACCAAGCAGCUGCGCGAGCGUGUCAUGACCGACCUCGAGGAUCUUCGUUCCAAGCUGGAGCCCCACCGCGCUGAGCUGUAUGUGGUGCUUCAAAAGCACUUUGACGAGUACCGUGAAAAGCUGGAGCCCGUCAUCCAGGAAUACGCCACCCUGAACCGUGAAAAUGCUGAGCAGCUGCGUGCCAAGCUGGAGCCCGUGUUGGAGGAGAUGAGGCAGAAGUUUGAGAGCAACGUUGAGGAGACCAAGUCUAAGCUUGUGCCGAUGGUCGAGGCCAUACGCGCUAAGCUGACCGAGCAUCUGGAGGAGCUGAAGAGCAUGGCUGCCCCUUAUGCUGAGGAAUACAAGGAACAGCUGGUGAAGGCUGUUGAGGAGGCCAAAGAGAAGCUCGCCCCACACACCCAGGACCUCCAGGCACGCAUGGAGCCCUACGUGGAGAAUGCGAGGGCCAAGUUUGCACAGGUGUAUGAAACCAUCGCCCAGGCCAUCCAGGCAUAAAAAUGCACAGGACUUUGCACACUCAGAUCCUCAGAUGACAGCAAGAACAGAUACUCGUGUUUGGCAAUGGAAGGAGUGUAGAUGCAAGGGUUGUGUUAUGAAUGUAAUAGUGCUAACAAAUGCAAACAAAUAAA